AUUCCAGCCGCGAGCCCGAGGGGGAGGAGGGGUAGUGCUGGGGGGUAGAACUACGCACGAGCGAAGGAACCUGGGUCCCCAGGCUGUCGCCUCCCGCUCUCCAGAAGUGGUCUGCACCUUCGCCCGACCUGCGCGAGCCCCAGGCCCCAGACUCGGGCAAUACCCACAAGCAAGAUGGCGGCAACGGCAGCACCCCCUACGGCUUAGCGCCCAGCUGUGCCAUUGGCUAGAGCCUGGAGUGAGGCCGCCGAGGAUUGGUCGAGAGCGCUGCGGGGGUGGGGGUGGAGCUGCAGCAGCCUGGAGCCAGGAGUGGGCAACGCGGCGUGAGCAGUGGCCCCAGGCUCCCGGAGCACCGCGCUCGGAGAAGACUUCGCCGCUCGGGGCCGCAGCCUGGUGAGCUCAGCCCCCUUCAAGCCCUCCCUUACAUCCCAGCCGGGGCCACUCCGAGCCGGCGCCUAUCGAUGCCGACACACCCCGGGGACCCUAUCGCGACUCCAUCGCGCCAUAUCGCGACACCAUCGUGCCUUGUCGAGACUCCAUUUUGCCACAGCCCUUCUCAAUAUAUAGCUAUAUCUUUUUAAAAAAUUUGCCCUGUCAUCUUUGGGGGCUGUCCCAUGUCGUGAUUUUGCCGUGAUCUCUCCGUGACAUAACCGCGCCAUCGUGAAGUGUGAUCUCAUCGCCGCCCUGUCGUGACUUCAUCAAUGUCGUGUUGUGACCUGGCUGCGGCGGGACAGGUGGUGACCGUCAGGAACCCUCCUUCCCUUCUCAUCUCCCCAUCUCAGCAGCCCCUCUUCGAUUAUCCGGCUUUUGGAGUCUCCGUUGUCCUGGGAGCUACCCGGGACCCCUUCUUGCUUCUCCAGCCCCUGCCGGCGUCCACAGGCUGGUAGCCGGGCGGGGAGGGGAGGGGAAAGGAAACCUCAUGCCAGCCUGAGUCCGGAUAAUCGAACUUCACCCGUGUAUGUCUCCAUUCCUCCCUGUCUGUCCUCACCACUCCCUCCCUGUACGCCUGGUGGAGGGAAACAAAACCUGGACUCUGGUGCCAGGGAGCAGCUGAGCAGUGGGGCCAGCCCCCUCCCACCCCCAGGAGACUGGUGAGGAGAGCUGUCCAGCUGAGCAGCAGGAUGCAUGGUCCUUCUUUCCCACUUUCCGGAUGUGACCUUGGACCAGGGUCCCUUCUUCAUCCCUAAGGACUUGAGGGUCCAGCCCCUUAAAGGGGCUCCCCCAAGGGAGUUGGGCAAGGCGCGCAUCAUGGCCUCGGAUUGCGAGCCAGCUCUGAACCAGGCAGAGGGCCGAAACCCCACCCUGGAGCGCUACCUGGGAGCCCUCCGUGAGGCCAAGAAUGACAGCGAGCAGUUUGCAGCCCUGCUGCUAGUGACCAAGGCAGUCAAAGCAGGUGACAUCGAUGCUAAAACUAGGCGGCGGAUCUUUGAUGCUGUCGGCUUCACCUUCCCCAAUCGUCUCCUGACUACCAAGGAGGCGCCGGAUGGCUGCCCCGACCAUGUUCUCCGGGCCUUGGGUGUGGCCCUGCUGGCCUGCUUCUGCAGUGACCCUGAACUAGCCGCCCAUCCCCAGGUCCUGAACAAGAUCCCCAUCCUUAGCACCUUCCUCACAGCCCGGGGGGACCCUGACGACGCUGCCCGCCGAUCCAUGAUUGAUGACACCUACCAGUGCCUGACAGCUGUGGCAGGCACACCUCGUGGGCCCCGACACCUCAUUGCUGGUGGCACCGUGUCUGCCCUGUGUCAGGCAUACCUGGGGCAUGGCUAUGGCUUUGACCAGGCCUUGGCACUCCUGGUGGGGCUGCUGGCCGCUGCUGAGACACAGUGCUGGAAAGAGGGGGAGCCUGACCUGCUGGCUGUUUUGCGGGGCCUCAGCGAAGAUUUCCAGAAAGCCGAGGAUGCCAGCAAGUUUGAGCUCUGCCAGCUGCUGCCCCUCUUUCUGCCCCCAACAACUGUGCCCUCUGAAUGCCUCCGGGAUCUGCAGGCCGGGCUGGCACGGAUCCUGGGCAGCAAGCUGAGCUCCUGGCAGCGCAACCCAGCACUGAAGCUGGCAGCCCGCCUGGCGCACGCCUGCGGCUCCGACUGGAUCCCAGCGGGCAGCUCCGGGAGCAAGUUCCUGGCCCUGCUGGUGAAUCUGGCAUGCGUGGAGGUGCGGCUGGCACUGGAGGAGACGGGCACAGAGGUGAAAGAGGAUGUGGUGACCGCUUGCUAUGCCCUCAUGGAGUUGGGGAUCCAGGAAUGCACCCGCUGCGAGCAGUCACUGCUUAAGGAGCCACAGAAGGUGCAGCUUGUGAGCGUCAUGAAGGAGGCCAUCGGGGCGGUCAUCCACUACCUGCAGCAGGUGGGGCCAGAGAAGCAGAAGGAGCCCUUUGUGUUUGCUUCCGUGCGGAUCCUGGGUGCCUGGCUGGCCGAAGAGACCUCAUCCCUGCGCAAGGAGGUCUGCCAGCUGCUGCCCUUUCUCGUCCGCUAUGCCAAGACCCUCUACGAGGAGGCCGAGGAGGCCAGUGACCUCUCCCAGCAGGUGGCCACCUUGGCCAUCUCCCCCACCACCCCGGGGCCCACCUGGCCAGGGGAUGCUCUCCGGCUCCUCCUGCCCGGCUGGUGCCACCUGACAGUCGAAGAUGGGCCCCGGGAGAUCCUGAUCAAGGAGGGGGCCCCCUCACUUCUGUGCAAGUACUUCCUGCAGCAGUGGGAACUCACAUCCCCUGGCCAUGACACCUCAGUGCUGUCCGACAGCGUGGAGAUCAGCCUGCAGACCUGCUGUCACAUCUUCCUCAACCUCGUGGUCACUGCACCGGGGCUGAUCAAGCGAGAUGCCUGCUUCACUUCUCUAAUGAACACCCUGAUGGCGUCGCUGCCCGCACUAGUACAGCAGCAGGGGAGGCUGCUUCUGGCUGCCAAUGUGGCCACCCUGGGCCUCCUCAUGGCCCGGCUCCUUAGCACCUCUCCAGCUCUUCAGGGAACACCAGCAUCCCGAGGUUUCUUCGCAGCUGCCAUCCUCUUCCUGUCGCAAUCCCACGUAGCACGGGCCACACCUGGCUCAGACCAGGCCGUGCUGGUCCUGUCCCCCGACUACGAGGGCAUCUGGGCGGAUCUCCAGGAGCUCUGGUUCCUGGGCAUGCAGGCCUUCACAGGCUGCGUGCCCCUGCUGCCCUGGCUGGCCCCCGCCGCCCUGCGCUCCCGCUGGCCACAGGAGCUGCUGCAGCUGCUGGGCAGCGUCAGCCCCAACUCUGUCAAGCCUGAAAUGGUAGCCGCCUAUCAGGGUGUCCUGGUCGAGUUGGCACGGGCCAACCGGCUGUGCCGGGAGGCCAUGAGGCUGCAGGCAGGCGAGGAGACGGCCAGCCACUACCACAUGGCCGCCCUGGAGCAAUGCCUGGCAGAGCCCUGAGGGGGCAUCCACUGGGGACAGACCCGGGGGGCGGGCGGCAAGGGAAGGAGGGAGGAGGCAUCUCCCCUGAAGCCCCCAAAUUGGACCCUCUCCCCCAACUUCCCCCCCAAAACAUCCCAGCUUUCUGGCUUUUCCGAGGGUGAGGGCAUGGUGCCCAUCCUUCAAGUGUAAGGAACCGCGUCACGCCCCCUGGGCCCGCUCAGGGGCAGGGAUUGGCUUGGAAGUCAGCAUGGCUGUUCCCGCCAGGCCGGGGGAGGUUGGAGCAGCCCGCAGGGAGGGCGGCACUAGGUGUCAUUGUGCCCGAUGUCUGGCUCCCUUGCAGGAGGGAGGCCCCCAGAUGGGACAGGGCUGGCAGGAGCUGGCUGCUUCAGCCCACGUGCCCUGCCGGCCAGGGCGUGGGCUCCCCUAGACUGUGGUGCCGCUCUGGACUUCCAGGUCCACGUCCUUUAAAUUGGCCAUUUGGUUCUUGCCCUUGGCCCCCUUGGGCAGAGAGCAGGCUCAGGCCGUUGACAUCACAGUUCUUCCUAUCAACUUCAGUGACCCAGGGUCUGAACUGCCCCGGCCUUCCAUGGCAACCUGGGGCAGACAGCCCUGGUUGGGGGGUCGGGAAGCCUUCCACCUGAGCUUCCUUGAGGGGACCCAGGAGCCCUUGGAUCCUGGUCUCUAAGCUUUUGUGUUGUGUUGCAGCAGAGUGACAGUGAGGGUUGGGGAGUUAUUUAUUUUGCCUGCCCUUAUCCCUGCUUGGACACCUGAGCAUCUGAUCCCUGUCCCCUUGGUGCCAUAUGGCCUGGCUGGAGACAGGAACCGGAGGGAUGCUUUCCCAGAAUCCGCAUGUUUCCCUAGUGACUGCACCCCAUCACCAUCCUAGUGCCUGGCUUUAACUCCCACCCCUGCCUUGUGAUUCCUCUCUGCAGAGAGACGCGACUGGCGGCUCCAGCAGGGACUACCAUUCUUAUGAACCUGAUCCCUUGCGUCCCUCUCCCCUUCCCUCCCCCAGUGCGUUCUGUGAUCGCCCAGUUCAAAGCUGUGCACAUGUGGACACUCAAUAAAUGUUCAUU
Molecule: messenger RNA, 4445 nt
Organism: Mesoplodon densirostris (Blainville's beaked whale)
Lineage: Eukaryota; Metazoa; Chordata; Mammalia; Artiodactyla; Ziphiidae
Gene: NCDN
Product: neurochondrin
Exons: 8
Coding region: 1126-3387 (753 amino acids)
Biological process (GO): regulation of neuronal synaptic plasticity; neuron projection development
Cellular component (GO): dendrite
Source: RefSeq, a predicted model, not a curated record